AGAAAGCACUACCAAUAAUAUAUUCAUAUUCCAAGCAAAAGAAAAUCAAAUCCUGAGAAAAAAAAGAAACUUUGGAGUUGUCCUUUUAUCCACAGUUUCAUUGCUAGUGGUACCCAACUAUUUGUUUAAUUACGACAUAUGCAAAUGAUAUGAAGUUAAACGAAACGAUUCAUUGUUUUUUGUAUAUUUACAAAAUUGUUGUUUACCUAAGCGGGCUUCCACGACCAAGACACAAUCUUUUGCAUAGUUACCUAGUCAAUAAACCAGGAAUGAAAACCCACCAUCCUCGAAGCUCUGGUUCAAACCCAUGGCUCGUCUUGUCUGACUGGUUAUAUAAGUGAGGCGUUAGAAUCUUUGAGUUUGUGGAAGGGCUGAUUCAUUUAAUAGCUCCGGUGGAGAGUGAAAGCGACACAGUAUUGGCAAAAGGCCCGGCGGUUGAAGAAAAAAAAUCUUUUUUUUUUCUCAUUAAUGUCCCCUGACCCCCGUCUCUUAAAAGCCCGUGUCAUCAUUCAUUCUUCUCUCUAGAAACAACAAAAACAACCCUUUUUUGCUUGUUAGCUUAAAUUCAAGAUUAGCGUUGUAAAUCUUACGUUUUUGUUUUGUUUUUUUUGGACAUAAACACAUGCAGUUCAGUUUAAAAUUUUUUUAUUGUUUAAAUGCUUAAAUUAUUUAUCUGGGGUCGGCGGUAACAAAGGAACAACAUCGAAUGCAGAAUCAAAGCUCGUGAUUGGAGGAAAAAGAAGAAGAAGAUGAGUCAGAGACUUAGCCUCCAUAGAGCUUCAUGAAUAUCAGCUUCACAUUACCAAUGGAAGCUCGAAGAAGUGUGCUGCUAAUCUUCUUGUUAGCUGUAAUCUUGUUCUUGAUUCAGUGCGUGCUGGCUCAGAGAGUUUCGAUAAGUUCUCCCAUCGAACGGCGGGCAUUGCUCGAUCUCCGCUCAUCAUUAGGUCUCCGAGGCAGGGACUGGCCUAUCAAGGCUGACCCUUGCACAUCAUGGCUCGGCGUUCAAUGCCAAAACGGCGCCGUCAGGAAAAUCACGGUUUCCGGUUUAAGAAGAACCAGACUUGGACGACUCAAUCCCCGGUUCAAUGUUGAUUCUUUGAUUAAUUUGACCCGGUUAGUUUCCUUCAAUGCUUCCGGGUUCUCGCUUCCCGGGUUAAUACCGGAUUGUUUUGGAACCCAGUUGAUAAAUCUCGAGGUUCUUGAUCUCCGGUCAUGCAAUGUCUCUGGUUCAAUCCCUGGUUCACUCGGCAACUUGGGUCGACUCACUUCCUUGUAUCUUUGUGAUAACAAUCUUGCCGGUUCAAUUCCUGCUGCAUUGGGACAGUUAAGGAAUUUAAAAAUUCUUGAUCUUUCAGUUAAUUCGCUUACUGGUUCAAUUCCUCAAAGUUUUGGCCUUCUUGGAAACAUCGAAAGGCUUGAACUUGCUUCAAAUUACUUAUCUGGGUCAAUUCCACCUGGUUUAGGUUCAUUAAAAGGUCUUCAAGUGUUCAAUGCCUCGGAUAAUAAUCUUUCUGGUUCAAUUCCCCUUCAGUUUGGUAAUCUUUCAAGGUUGGUUGAGCUUGAUCUUAGUAAGAAUUCUUUGUACGGGUCGUUGCCUGAGGAAUUUAAGAUGUUAAAAAGUUUACAAAAGAUGGUGAUUGGGGACAACGAGCUAGAAGGACGUCUACCUGUUGCUUUGUUUUCAAGUCUUGUUGAGUUGCAAGUUGUGGAUUUGAGUGGGAAUAGACUUGAUGGCGCUCUUAAUGGUACAUUUUGGUCAAUGCCUAAUUUGCGGUUCCUUGAUGUAUCUAGCAACAAUUUUACGGGUCCUUUACCGGGACCUAAUUCUAAUAGUAGUGCUGCUACAGCUGCCGUGUUCAAUCUGUCCAACAAUUUUUUAUAUGGAACUUUGAAUUUUUCCUUUGGGAUGUUUAAAUUUAUUGAUCUAUCUGGUAACUAUUUUCAAGGCAUGGUAGAUAAUGACAGUGAAAGAAAUGCUGAUAUUGAUAAGAAUUGCCUUCAGGCUGUGCUGAGGCAGAGGAGUUUGGAGGAUUGUAGACUGUUUUAUACAGAAAGAGAGCUAAGUUCUGAUAAUUUUGGAGCACCAGACACUCUACUGCGACCUCCUGCAGAAUCUAGUUCACAGGGCAGGAAACGAUGGAUAUUAAUCUUGGCAGGAGUAUUUGUUGGACUUGGCUUCAUUGUAAUUUUGGUAUUGGUGCUACUACUGAUCUUGAGACGGUGUGAUAAGGGCAUUAGAAAUCAAAGGGAAAGUGCAGAUGCAGGGCCUGUUCCAGAAGGAAAUAGUCCUCACCUUCCAAAAGAUCCUACAAACAUAGCUGGUUCUGGAGAUUCAUUUACAUAUGAGCAGUUGCUCCGAGCAACCGGUAAUUUUAGUGAGACAAAUCUUAUUAAGCAUGGUCACUCAGGAGACUUAUUUCGUGGUAUCUUGGAAGGUGGGAUUCCUGUGGUCAUCAAAAAGGUCAAUCUGAGUUCUUUCAAGAAAGAAUCAUACAUGAUGGAAUUGGAUUUAUUCAGAAAGCUUUCUCACACGAGUUUUGUCCCGCUCUUGGGGCACUGCUUGGAGCAUAAAACUGACAAGCUUUUGGUCUACAAAUAUUUGCCAAAUGGAGAUUUGGCCAAUUCCUUUUACAGGGCUACCAACUCGGAGGAUGAUAGUUUAAAGUCCCUGGAUUGGAUUACAAGGUUGAAAGUAGCUACUGGAGCUGCUGAAGCCCUAUACUAUUUGCACCAUGAAUGUAACCCUCCCCUUGUUCACAGGGAUGUUCAAGCAAGCAGUAUCCUUCUUGAUGACAAAUUUGAAGUGAGACUUGGAAGCUUGAGCGAAGUUCGUGUCCAGGAAGGGAAUACACACCAUAUUGUGCUCACAAGGUUUCUCUGGAAGCCGCAGACCCCUGAGCCAGGCCCUUCAGGUUCAGGCUCUUCUUCGACUAAUUGUGCCUAUGACGUGUAUUGUUUCGGAAAGGUAUUACUUGAGCUUAUAACAGGCAAGCUUGGCAUUGGUAAAGCAGAAGAUGCAUUUACAAAAGAGUGGCUUGAGCAAACUUUGCCUUGCAUCAGUAUAUAUGAUAAGGAAUUGGUGACUAACAUUAUGGACCCGUCCUUGAUAGUAGAUGAGGAUCUAUUGGAAGAGGUAUGGGCCAUGGCAAUUGUGGCAAUGUCAUGCCUUAACCCAAAGCCUUCCAAACGACCCUCAAUGAAACAUAUUCUUAGAGCAUUGGAAAACCCUUUGAAAGUGGUAAGGGAGGAGAGUUUCAGCUCUGCUAUGCUAAGAACAACUUCGUCUAGGAGAUCAUGGACUGCUGCCUUCUUUGGAAGUUGGCGACAGAGCUCAUCAGAGAGCACCGCCAUUUCAGGCCACCCCAACAGAGAGGGUGCAGGUGGUUUUAAGCAGUCAGGUAGAGUAGGUUCUCAUGGCAGUGGAGGAAUUGAACACUCAUCCUCAAAUAAAAAGUUGUCGAAUGAAAUUUUCCCCGAACCAGUGGAAAUGCAAGAAAGGGAGAGGUUAGAUGAGAAUUAGUCGAAAGAGUAUUUGCUACGUUAUUAAUGAUUUUAAGGUGGCUUCUGUGUAAGUGCCUGCUCAACCAUUGAAUCCCAACUGCUUUUAGUUGUACGCCCAUUGGGUUCUAAAGCUAUUUAUAAGGAAAUCUAGCAGGCUAUCCAAUCUGAUGAAGAUAAACUGGUUGAGCUGAUGCAUCUCUAGGCGGGCUAGGCCUGACGAAAAUGGCCGAAGUCAGCCAUGAAGAAGCGACCGGAGACCGUCUCCAUUGAGAUUCUUCUCCUAUUUCUAAAGCUUGUUUGAAUUCAAUUGUCAAUAUAAGCAGCAAUUUUUCAUUGUUAUUGGCAUUUUCUCACGUAUCUAAACAUGUAGAGUGUAAAAUUGUCAAAGAUUAGGACUCUUUGCAGCUAUAUUAAGUUUCCAUUUUGUUAAUAGCAA
Messenger RNA from Durio zibethinus, 3937 nucleotides. Its product is annotated as putative LRR receptor-like serine/threonine-protein kinase At2g16250. Gene Ontology annotation, biological process: protein phosphorylation. NCBI's taxonomy places the organism in Eukaryota, Viridiplantae, Streptophyta, Magnoliopsida, Malvales, Malvaceae. The record is from RefSeq and is a predicted model, not a curated record. Gene Ontology annotation, molecular function: protein kinase activity; ATP binding; protein binding.